Gasterosteus aculeatus aculeatus (three-spined stickleback) is the source of this 493-nucleotide messenger RNA. RefSeq names its product interleukin-17C-like. Gene Ontology annotation, cellular component: extracellular region. Gene Ontology annotation, molecular function: cytokine activity. The record is from RefSeq and is a predicted model, not a curated record. NCBI's taxonomy places the organism in Eukaryota, Metazoa, Chordata, Actinopteri, Perciformes, Gasterosteidae. Gene Ontology annotation, biological process: inflammatory response.
AUGGACAUAAAGCAGGCAGCGGAGAGGAAGCUGAGGAGCCCCUACCCACAGCCUCACGAGUUCCCGACUGCGGCGUUGUCCAACUCUUUGGCCUCUUGCCCCGUGUCGCUUUUCCCGCAGCAGCCGCCUCAGCACGUCCGAGACAGGUCCCUGUCACCAUGGAGAUACGUGCGUGUCACAAAGGAGGAUCACUUUCCUUCCAGCUACUCCGAGGCUCAGUGCUUGUGUUCCGGGUGCGUCCUGAUCCAGAACAACAAGCAUCCGGUGGAGAGCCACGACUACAACUCGCACCCUGUGACGCAGAGCAGGGUGUUCCUCAAGAGGGAGCUGUGCGACGACGGGAGGAGGUACUACCUGAAGCCGGUCACUGUCAAAGUAGCUGUGGGUUGCACCUGCACCCGAGCCAAGAGCUACAACUAACCAGCUCUACCAUUCAUGUUGUGUUUGUUCUAAAAUGCACCAAGUCCCCUGAAAAGUCUGAACUAGGGGUGUC